AUGCAUGCCGCCAUGGAUCGUUCUCGAUCGGUGUGGCCAUGGUCUACAAGCUACUCUAAGGGGAUUCUGACUCCUUUGCGUGGAAGCAAUGCCUUGCCAGAGGGCCAACAGGCCGCAAAGAAUCAUGUCACAGGAGCCUUGCGAGAGAAGCUGGUGAAAUACCGACAUUACUUGGAGCUCAAAGCAGCAGAACGUUCCGUAGGAGACCCAUACCUUCAAGCUUUCUCGCUGGUGGCGCCCAGAAGAGCCACGCCUGUCAAAGCGCUUCCCGCGCCACCCGCCUCGCCGCUACCGCGCCGCGCCGCGCCACGCCGGGUUUUUGUGAAGCGAGAGAAGCAAGCCACGCCGGGCAGUGCAAAGACCACAAGGCCCAGCACUCGCGAGACUCCUCUGCUAGAGGACCGGCCUUGGACCUGUGGAGCAGACCGAAGUCGAUCCAAAGGUUCAGGUGGGCAUGGCAAAGACCUAAGGCCUGAACGAGAGAGUCCUUUGCAGGAGAUUGGACAAUGCCUUGAGCUUUGGAGCGACGCGCUGGGCUCGCACUUUGUUCGUGCGGCAAACGCCCAGCGCUGGUUGGAAGCCAUGUGUGGCUCAGGUGAAAUCCAGUCCCAGACGGAGCUCUGCAAUGUGGCACAGAGGUUAGGUCUCAGCGAGGAGGAUGCCCUCCGUGUGGCUGUGGCACUCUGGGCUCUGUCGGACGGCAAAGCUCUGUCUCUGCGCUUGUUGGUCGGUGCCCUUGAAGAUGAUCGUGAGAUCCAGCUCCUGGCACCGGAUUCCUCCCUUGUGCCUCUCCCGCACCAAUUGCUGAGUGACCAGCUCGAACAGAACGAUGAGAAUGUGGCUGAUGAGGCUGAUAAGGCUGACGCGAGGGUCGAUGUGGAUGCACCACAGAUCCAGGUGGCCGAAGGUCGUAGAGGCCUUGAACCUUCGAACGCCGUGGAUCAAUCAGAGGUCUCUGCGCAAAGCAAUGCCGAGCAGACCGAAAUGCCUGAAACGCCUGCAGAGGUCCCGGCUGAAAGGCCAGAGUCCAGAGGUGAAGGCAGGUCAGAUGUGGACCAAGAUCCUGAUGAGGAUGAGACAGCCGAUGAAGUUCAGGUGGCGUCCGUUAAGGAGAGCUUGGUCCGGGAACUGGUGCUUCGCGCCCAGCAACAAGGACGCCAGGCAGCAGAAGCUCAUCUGCUCGCGAGAGAAGUGGUGUUCCAAGCGCAACAAAGAGGAAGAGAGGUAGCUGAGGCAUCGCUACUUCGUGCUGUGGGUGAGCAGCUGGUUGAAGAUCAACCCAACCCAAGGCAGAAAGAGGACCCUGAACCUUUUGAAAGGAAUACCAUUGCAGGCCAGAGCUCCUCCGCGCUGUUGUUGGGUGCUGAUGCUCUUUGUGCUGACGAAAGUGUAACUGAUGAGGAGGCCCUUGCGGAGCUUACGGAGCUGGUUGCGGGCAUUGUACUCAGUGCCCAGUCUCGAGGACGUCGAGUGGCAGAAGCGCGGUUGUUGGCAAAGGAAGUAGUGGCCCAAGCCCAACGACAUGGAAGGAAGGUGGCACUUGAGCCCUUGGCCAAGCUGAUCGUCCAUGCAGCCAAUCAAAAGGCCAUGGCUGUGGCCAUCGCCAACGCGGCGAACACGGUGAACACGGUGAACACGGUGAACGCAGCCGCGACCCCUCUGCCGAGCACAGAGGUGAAAUCAGAACAUGAUCCAGACGGAAGCUCCUUGGAAGUCGUCGAGGAUCCAGAGAAUCGGCUGCGACCUGGCCAGUUGGUGCAGGCGCUCUAUGGCUACACUGCUCAAGAUUCCGACGAAAUGACCUUCAAACGUGGUGCCAAGAUGCGCAUCAUCAGGAGAGAUUUGUUUGAUGAGGGUUGGUACCUUGCCUCUGAAGGCGGCCGACAAGGCCUCAUACCUUUCAACUACGUCAAGGCGGUGUCGAUCUCCCCGGCCCCGGCUCGGGCCCCGGCCCUCGCACCGGCGGUGGUGCCAGAGGCAGCUUCAGAGACGGCUUCAGAGACCACUCAGGUGAAGCAAUCUGAGCAAGUUGAAGAGAAGGGCAAGAAGAUUGAACCCAGUGCCAAAGCGACAGGCAAAGUUUCCAUGCGAGCGCUCUUCAAAAUGGCCUCCCGUUUGAGCGGCCCCAGCACAUCGUCUCAAGCACCAGCAGCACCAGCAACACCAGCAGCACCAGCAGCACCAGCAGCACCAGCAGCACCAGCAGCACCAGCAGCACCAGCAGCACCAGCAGCACCAGCAACACCAGCAACACCAGCACAAGCAGCACAAGCAGCACCAGCAGAGGCCCCGGUGCAUAGCACACCACAACCGAAGACGUUGCCUGGACGCGUGCCACUCGCUGCCCUCUUCAAGGCAAAGAUUUCACGGCCACGGCAAAAUGAGGGUGAUGCGUGA
Molecule: messenger RNA, 2397 nt
Organism: Cladocopium goreaui
Lineage: Eukaryota; Dinophyceae; Suessiales; Symbiodiniaceae
Source: the annotation of a GenBank genome assembly